Messenger RNA from Triticum urartu, 747 nucleotides. Lineage: Eukaryota; Viridiplantae; Streptophyta; Magnoliopsida; Poales; Poaceae. The record is from RefSeq and is a predicted model, not a curated record.
AUGCAUGCUUCGAUAAAAACAAAUGCUCGAACAGCUCUGUCCAGUCUAGGCCAACCAAACAACCCUCAAAGCAUCGGCCCAGCCCAACGGCCACCGGCAGCCCCAACCCCGUCGCACAGAAGAGUCGAAGCAAUCCAAGGAAACGAUCGACGAUGCGGCGCGAGGGUGCGCGUGUACGACCGCGCGCUGGUCGACCCGGAGGGCAAACGCCGCGCCGUGCACGUCGUCGACGGCCCGGUGGUGGCAAACGGCGGAUUCGUCCGGGCGUCGCGGAAGCCGACCAACCAGUCCAAGUCCGGCGGCCUCCGCGCGCUCGGCAGGGACGCCCUCAUGGACGAGGAGGAGGAGCCGCAGCCCCUUCCGCCGGAGAACAAGCGCGUCGGCUACUACUACUCCAAGGCGUGGCAGUCGCCGUUCAAGUAUGAGGCCACCUCAGGGCAACGGCUGUCGUGGAAGUACGACGCCGCCGAGCACGAGGAGGUGCACGCUCGCCAGCCGCCACCGGCAGCGCGUUCCGGGGGCAGAUCGGCGUGCAAGGGGAGCCGCAAGUUCAAGCACGACGAGAUCAAGACGUACUACCUCGAUGCGCCGACGUAGUCGACGAGCAGCUCGAUUGUCUCUGUGAUUUCGAUUCAUGAGCGCACAAAACCGGGCUGCAUUGCGGCUACGGCAGCAAGAGGAUCUUUUGUAUCUUUGUCGCUUUUAUUAUGUGUGUAUCCAAUAAAGGUGUCUUGCUUAAGGGGUAUU